Molecule: messenger RNA, 3300 nt
Organism: Ceratina calcarata
Lineage: Eukaryota; Metazoa; Arthropoda; Insecta; Hymenoptera; Apidae
Product: zinc finger CCCH domain-containing protein 10
Exons: 3
Coding region: 899-2191 (430 amino acids)
Biological process (GO): regulation of RNA splicing
Molecular function (GO): metal ion binding; RNA binding
Source: RefSeq, a predicted model, not a curated record
AUAUAUAAAUAUAUAUAUGUACUUAAAAAUAAUUUGUUGAUAUACAUACGAUGUUUAACGUUACGCAGUAUGCUUCGAUCAAUCGAGUUUCUUUUGGUACUCUCUCUCUCUCAUUUUCCUCCCUUGUUACAUGCGCUUUUCUUUGUUCUCGUAUUCUUUGUUCCUCGGUGGUAACAUGACAAUAGACGCAUAUCCAGUCGAACGACCUAAUAAAUUUAAGAGGAAACGACAUUCUUCAGUACGAAAUUUUCACUAAUCGUUCUUAUCAAAGGUGGUCGGUGUACGUAAUAAUUUAUGGGAUACGGUGGCCUAUCCUGUAGAGAAAAAUAACAAAAAAAAAAUGAAGAAGAAGAUGAAGAAACUGUUCUAGUACUGUAAUUUUCUAUUUAUUCCUUUUAUACGAGCGCGACUAAAAUUAACUGUAUUUUCGUAAUUCACCCAAGAGUUUCGUUACAGUGCCAUUGCCUGAUCUAUUUCUGUUCUAUCGAAACGUUGAAUGCCGAUCGAUUGUAUAAUCUGAACGAUGAUCGAUACGUUCAACUUUCCAAAAAAGGGGACACUGACCCGCCGCUUUUCCCUGGUAGAUUCGAGUUACAUUUAAUAUCGCGAAGAUUUAUAUAAAUGAUAAGAGGAUACUGUACAUAACACUGUUGAUAUAAUCUUACUACCCAUGUAAUAGUCAUUAUAUAACAAAAGAAUAAAAAUUAACUUAACUGAGACCCGACCGAGGCCCCCUUUACUCUCACGUCGCCUGGAAAUCUGCUCGAACGAGAUACCAGCUAGAACCGUGUUACAAUAAACUGUUUUUAUAAUUACAGUGUACGCGCGUUUAACGUGCGAGGAAUGAAGAUCGAUUAAGAAUCACUUGUGCGCGAGGUAUGACCGCUAUGUAUCAUCGAUGAAGAAGCUUAAAAAAAAGUCGGACAACGCGAGAGGCGGCGGGACGACGAUCAUCAAGCCGGCAGUCGCGGCGAACGCGACCGGAGAUGCGUCACCGACCCGCGUCUGUAGAGAUUUUCUGCGUAACGUCUGCCACAGGGGUAAACGUUGCAAGUACCUCCACGAACGGUCCGAGGACGACCCCGUGGAGGAGUACACGUUCUGUCACGACUUUCAAAAUGGUAUGUGCAACUGGCCCGGGUGCAAGUUCCUCCACUGCACGGAGAGCGAGGAAAAGAGGUUCAGAGCCACGGGCGAGCUGCCCGCUCACAUCUUAAGCAGGCUCAAGAACAACAACGAAAAGUCGGAGUAUCCGAUGUGCAAGGACUUCAUCAAGGGCAGCUGCCAGAGGCCGCAUUGCAAAUUCAGACACUGGAAGAGCGAGGAACCGCAGCACAAUUUGAUCGUGGCCGCGCAUCACAACGCGUCCAGGCCGCAGCACAACUUCAACGGCACCAGUAAUGGUGAAACUCGCAGAUACGAGGAGGACAGAAGCUUUCACUGGCAAAUGGAGGAUCAACACAAUCUAGCGACGAACAACGGUUACAACCCAUCUUCGCAUCCGGCCGACUACAUAGGACCUCCCGAACCAAAGAGGCGGAUAUUCUCCGGCGAGACCGUCGUUCAUUUCGAAGGCUCGCCGCUCGUAGGUCAACACGCCGCGCAACCGGUCACCCCUGGCUACUAUUAUCCGGUGAUACCGCGUAACGAGGCCAGGGCGAUCGUUCUCGAAGACGAAAACGUGUUGCUGAGAAAGAAGAUAGAGGAAUUGAAAAAGCAAGUCAGCGAUCUGACGGCGACCAACGAGUUUCUUCUGGAUCAAAAUGCCCAACUGAGAAUGUCAGGGAAUCGAACCGCGAACGUGACCGCCGUCACCGUGCCGGCGGUCACCAUUACGAACACCGUCCCACCGUCGCAGGCCCCGACGCCUCAGCAGAUGGUGAACGCGGCAGUGGCCGCCGGCACCUUGCGUACGGUCACUGCUAGCGUCGCGACCGUUCCCGUAAGUAUAGCCACGGUCGCUCCUGUUUCCAUUUCAGCGGUGUCGAUGGCGCCGGUCUCGAUGCCACCGCCGAUCGUCACGAUGGCUCAGCAAACGAUCACGAUGAGCGGUUCAGGUCCCCAGGCGACUAAUCAACAGCCACCUAACACGCAGCAGCCUGCCAGCUUACCUCUCGCGAUAUCCGGUGCUACAGCCCCGUUGGUCUCUUAUCCUAUCAUGACUCAAGAACUCAGGCCCGUGUUGCAGUAAACCUGGUCGCAGGAUGCGGCCUCGUUGCGUUCGGAGGUACAUGACGUUGGAAAUAUCCCACUGAUCACGACACGCGGCGUGUCAGAUAUUUACGUAGAAACUCGUAGAGGAAUAAUCAUCGUACAGGACAAACGUAAAGAUCAUGACUAUUUUUUUUAGCACGGCUCGAACAAAACGUUCGCGUCGUUACGUUCAGUGAUUCACCUCGCGAGAGGUGAUCAUCGCGCGUUACUACCUGUAUUAACAUGUUUAAUAUACGCGGUACAAAGUGUGUAUAGAUUUACAUACGAAUAAUUGAUGAGAGAAGCGUCUGGAACCAUAUUGAAUGCUUAAAAAUGCUUAAUCACGACGACGGUGAUGCACGGAUAACUUUUUUUUUUAGGUAAUUUUUUGUAUCGUUGAAAGGAGGAGGAAGACGGUUUGUAAAAUUUGUAGGUAAGAAACGUGUUUAGGAUAAGUAUACGAAACAAGAAUAAAACGUGAAAGUAAAUGAUGAACCAUAUUGAAACGUUCGAAGUCGAGGUUUACCGCUGCUUCGGGAACGGUAGUGAACCCUACGAAUGUUCUGUACGUACAUCAACGCUGUAAAUAGUAUUCCGUUGCUUCCUCGUUUUCUCAUAAACAAUUUUUAUACUUCCACUUUAAUGAAUAAGUUAAAUAUCCCUUUGAGAUAGUGACACUUCAAUAAAUUAAGUACUUAUCAGGUUAGAUUUCCUCUCUAUGUCUGUCUGUCUGUCUGUCUGUGUCUCGCACGUUUUUAUCAUUUUACUUGCUUUGCGAGUGGAUCGUCUGCGUUCAAUAGGUGAUGGAACGCAAAGCGGAUUUAAAUACCUGGCCUGGCGUAAACGUAAGAAUGAGGUACACACGGAUCGUGUGGGCGUACUACAAACCAAAUAAACUUAUAUCUGUUUUUCGAGCCACACGUCACUCGUGCGUCCGUCGGCAUAUAUGUAUGUACAUAUUUUGCGUAAUUAGUAUUAAAGGAAGGAAGAAAGAAAGAAAGUUGAGCAAUAAGUACUAUUUUAUAUAUAUAAUAGGCAAAUGUAUAAUCUUUUAUGUACGGCCUUCUGUUCACGAGCACGUCAUUAAAGUGAUGAAUCUCAACUUAA